AACUUUUCAAAACCAAAGGCUCCUAAAAUCCUACAUUAACCAAACACUUUCCCGUUUCCACUAUAUUUAAACCAACCACCACAACCUUUGACCUUCAAUUCAUUAUUCAACCCUUUUCAACGUUACAACCCUAGAGUUCCGAAUAUGUGUCGUACCACAGACUAUUACCGCCGUGAAGACAGCUUUCUUAGGCUGAAAGCUAUCUCUCUCCGCCUCACUCUCUCUUCCGCCACCGCUGUAUCUAUUUUACCGGAAUGUCUCACCCUUGUUUUCCUCCCUCGAAUCAACGAAGGUCUUCUCGAAAUCAACGGCUCUAAAUUCCGCCCUGAUUCUCCCGCUUUCAUUACUCUCCACCGCGUUCUCAAUUCCGAAUUCGUUUUCGCCUCUAAGGACCGUGUACGCGCCUGCGACGGCGUCGUUUUCGAGGUACGUGUCGCUGAGAAUCGUCUUCUCCGAGGUGUUUUCCGGCAAUGCGAUGCCGGCGGUUUGAAGAUGGACUGCAAGUGUAUGUUCGAGAGAGAUUUUGGUGUGACAGAAGCGGAGAUUUUUGUUGCGGCAGAAAACGGCGGAGUUACGAGAGAGACGGUGGUAGCGAAGAGGAGGAGGUUUUGUCGGAAGUUUGAGGUGGCGUUGGAAGAUAUUCCAGAGGAGAGAGAGUGUGAUGUGGUUGAGAAGGAGGAGGGAUUAGAUGUUGCGGGCUGUUGUUGUUGUGAUGAGGUUGAGAGUCGAUCGGACGGUGGAGAUGAGGUGGAUUUUGAUCAGGUGAUGGAGAGAGAGAUGGAGGGAGUUAGAUGGGCCGUAGAUGUGGGGAUUUGGGUCGUAUGUUUGGGGGUUGGCCUUUUGGUUUCUAGAGCUUCUGCUAGGAAUCUUAGGCGUAGAAAACUCAUAGUUUGAGAAUUGAGAAAUUUUUUUGUACGGGGUAGAUGAUUCUUUAACCAAAAUUUUCAAAUUGUAAAGUUAUUUGGAUAUUGGCUAAUGCAAUACUAACUUUAGCAAGAAAAUCUGGAUAAUAUAAUGUAUUAAAAGUCGUAUAUUGACCCAAGAAUUUGCAAGUUUACCCACAAAUUGUCAUAAUUUUUAAAAAAAAAAAUUAAAAAAAUUUGAUGCAUGAUUUACUUAUGAAUGGUAAAGCAGCCAUGACUUGAGCCCAGAGCCCAUGAUUGAUCAACUUCAACUCUACCAUUCAUAAGUGACAUGUUUG
Messenger RNA from Spinacia oleracea (spinach), 1201 nucleotides. RefSeq lists its product as uncharacterized. The coding region runs from base 145 to 894 and encodes 249 amino acids. NCBI's taxonomy places the organism in Eukaryota, Viridiplantae, Streptophyta, Magnoliopsida, Caryophyllales, Amaranthaceae. The record is from RefSeq and is a predicted model, not a curated record. The transcript has a single exon.